ACCAGAGUGUCAGCCUACGGUUGCUAAGGACAAUUGGGUCAAAGGUUAUUCUCACUCAAUGUUGUUGUGUAGAAGUUUGGCGACGUUCAGUUUGGGGGCAAAAAUAUCAAUCGAUUCGAAGGUUUUCUGCGAUUUUCGCCAUGGAAGAGGAGGUCACGUCUGGCAGUGACAAUAUUGUCACCGAGUUUAACACAUAUGAAGAAUUUCUGGACUCACAAAUCACACCAUUAGACUUGUUGUAUCUCGAGGAUGAGGAGCUUGCGAGGGAGCUUGUUGAGUUAGGUUACCGUGGCAGUGGGGAAGUGCUUAAACGAGAGGAAUUUGUGGCCAGGAAAGAGGCAGCCGAGGCAAGCAGACAGUCAAAGAAAAGCCAACAGAACACCCUUGCAAGUUCGGGUAAGGACCUGAAGAACCCCUUCCUGAAGGCGUUGGCCCAACGAGAGGAGGCCAACCGCAGCGGCAAGAUGACCUCCAUCAUCUUCAUCCGGGACAAGAACGCCAGGGGGCAGGAGAUCUCUGGUUACAUCGACUACGCCCACCGGCUCAAGACGGAAGACUUUGAUCUGUACUUCUCCGGCCGGAAGAGGCUACUGCCCAGACCAUCGGAUCUUAGCUUCUACAAUUGGGAGACACAAACGUCCACUUCCAACCCCACGCCCAACUACCAGGUCAUUGCCGAGAACGCGUCUGGUCUGCUGUUCAAGAACAAGAGGGAUCGCAAGAUACUGAAUGUCGAUCCUAAGGCGGCAUCGCCAGGCGACAAUUCCACUCGCACGCCCCUGAGCUGCCCCCAGUACACUCAAGUCGUCAUCUACGAUCACAUCACGAGACGGAAAACAUAGAUGUGCCCAAGAUCUGGCACUUUUUAGGCGCUUUCUGGAUGGGAUUUCGUUUUCGACCGUAAAAUUUUGUGUCAAGUUUUACUGUUGCAGCCUAUGCAUUUUAAAUCCACUCUUGUGCACUGCAGGACUGCAAGAAAUGAAAAACACUGUGUAGGUUGAAAUGCCAUAUUUAAAAUGCAUUUUAAGGGUUUUUAAAAAAGGUCCCAUUGUAAUUAGCAAAGAACUACAUGUACAUGUACAUGGAACUUGACUAACACUUUUUUUUAACUGCCCAUUUUUUAAAAACUAUUUUGAGAGAAUUUAAAGUUAUGUCUCCAUUGGUUGGAUUUCUGAUGCAGUAAGCAGCUAAAGAUUGCAUGACAGCUAUAUUCUAAGCCCCACUUUAUACUAUUUUCCUAGUUCAACUAAAUUAAUAUCAACCAUUGUAAAAAAUAACAAUAAUAAAAUAUUGUUAUAUUGCGUGCUUGGAUACUGUAAUUUUAUUGGUCUGGAACUGCCAUGUGUCUUGUCCAUAAAAAAAACACAUGGCACACACUUACAUUGUUUAUCCAAUUUUAGGCGGAUUUUUAGAUCAGUGAUAUCGCACUGCAUUCAUUGUGCACAUAUAAAACCUGUCGGUGCGCUAGCUUCUCGCAAUGAGAACUGCAGCAUCAACUGCUCAGUCUCAUGUCCGGCAGGACAUCAAAACUUUCAGUAAUCAACAACCAUUUAUCUUUUUGACUUAUUGGCACGUUCUCGGGUGCUAUGCAAAUGAGUUGUUAAAAACGUCAUAUUUCACAUCUCAGCAGUCAACAAUUGUUAAAUAUACACGUAUGAAGUUAACAAUGCCUUCAAAUAAUAUGUACAUGUAGUUGUGUUGGAAGUGUUAACAUUUUAUAAAUCCAACUGCUGUAAAAUAAUGGAAUGAGUAUCCAGGGCCUGUUAAAGUUUCUGAUUGUGUGUGUACAUGUACAAGUCUCUGAAUUCCUAUCCUAACAUUAGUGCAGUUACCUUAUGCAUGGUAAUCCACUUGUAUCAUAAGCAUUGUACAGUUGAAAUAAAAAUGGAUUUGUGUGAGAAACAUUUUUU
Patiria miniata (bat star) is the source of this 1910-nucleotide messenger RNA. RefSeq names its product cilia- and flagella-associated protein 299-like (gene cfap299). NCBI's taxonomy places the organism in Eukaryota, Metazoa, Echinodermata, Asteroidea, Valvatida, Asterinidae. The transcript has 5 exons. The record is from RefSeq and is a predicted model, not a curated record. The coding region runs from base 141 to 842 and encodes 233 amino acids.